AUGCAGCCCCAAGUCUAUGUCCUGAGCCAAGGCACCGAGAGCGAGCGCCGAGAAAUGGCCCGCAUGAACAACAUCAAGGCAAGUAAGACAGUCGCAGACGUCAUCAGGACAACGAUGGGCCCACGCUCCAUGCUCAAGAUGAUCCUGGACUCAAUGGGGAGCGUGGUCAUGACAAACGACGGGAACGCCAUCCUGCGCGAGCUCGACGUGGCACACCCCGCAGCCAAGGCCAUGCUGGAGGUUUCACGGGCCCAGGAGGAGCAAGUCGGAGACGGCACCACAAGCGUUGUCAUCCUGGCAGGGGAGGUGAUCGCCAUGGCAGAGCCCCUUCUCAAGUGUGGGAUACAUCCUAUUCUCAUUACGCAGGGAUACCAGAAAGCCUUGGACUUUCUUUUGAGUGAGGCAGAAAGAUCUUCAUUUGAAAUAAAUAUAAAGGGCAUAGAGAUCCUGGGUCUGAAGUCUGAGGCGGCAGGCCCUAUUAUGACAGUUUUAAAGAACUCGCUAUCCACGAAGUUUGUCAGUAGAUGGAUGGAUCUCAUGUGCAACCUUGCGCUCGAGGCGGUCAGCAUAGUCGCUAGAGGACGUGGAGCGGAGGUGCGCAAGGGUCUAGUGGGUGUCACUAAGGAUGCGCGUUCAAAAGGGGAUGAAGCAGAGCUUGGUGCUUCAGUUGACAUUGAUAUUAAGAGGUUUUGCCGCAUAGAGAAGAUCCCUGGUGCGACUGUGGAGGACUGCUGCGUCAUCGAUGGCGUAGUGCUUAAUAAGGAUGUCAUUCACCCCGAUAUGAGGAAGUACAUCAAGAAUCCCCGCAUACUUCUUCUGGAUUGCCCUCUAGAGUACAAGAAGGCCCAAUCAAUGAUGAACGUAGAGCUGUUCCAAGGGAAGUCUGAUCUAGGAGACAUACUCAAGGUCGAAGAAGACUACAUUAGGACCCACGUGGAGAAGAUCCUCAGCUUCAAGCCCGACCUGGUCAUCACCGAGAAGGGUGUGGCGGAUCAGGCGACUCAUAUGUUUGUCCAGCACGGCGUGACAGUCCUCAGGCGCGUCAGGAAGACAGACAACGUGCGCCUUGCGGCAGUUUCCGGUGCCACCAUUGUCAGUCGCGUGGAGGAGCUUCAAGAAAGUGAUGUGGGGACAUACGCAGGCCUCUAUGAGCUCCAGAAGAUCGGUGACGAGUUCUUUUCCUUCAUCCACCAAUCUGGGGGUAAGGCCAGUGCCUGUACCAUUGUGCUUCGAGGCGCCUCCAAGAGCACCCUGCUGGAGAUAGAGCGGAACAUUCAGGACGCCAUGCACGUGUGCAGGAAUAUUAUCCUUGACCCGCGCCUGGUCAUUGGCGGAGGCUGUUUUGAGGCUCACUUGUCGACGGCACUCUCUCAGUAUGCAGACACCCUUGUCGGAAAGCCUCAGCUUGUCAUUAAGGCAGUCGCCAAAUCCCUGGAGGUGAUCCCACGGACGCUGCUGCAGAACUGCGGUGGGAAUAUAAUAAGGACCAUCACCGAGCUCAAGGCUGCCCACACCAGUGACCCGAACUGUCAGCUGGGUGUCGAUGGGGUCACAGGGCUCCUCGUCAACUGCAAGGAGCAGGGCAUCUGGGACCCACUGAGCACAAAGCUGCAGGUCCUCAAGGCCGCUAUAGAAAAUGCUUGUAUGAUCCUGCGCGUUGAUGACAUCUUCAGUUGCGAUGGAAAAAGCGUGUGA
Giardia duodenalis is the source of this 1695-nucleotide messenger RNA. RefSeq names its product TCP-1 chaperonin subunit gamma. The record is from RefSeq and is a predicted model, not a curated record. The coding region runs from base 1 to 1695 and encodes 564 amino acids. Lineage: Eukaryota; Fornicata; Diplomonadida; Hexamitidae. The transcript has a single exon. Gene Ontology annotation, cellular component: chaperonin-containing T-complex. Gene Ontology annotation, molecular function: ATP-dependent protein folding chaperone; ATP hydrolysis activity; ATP binding. Gene Ontology annotation, biological process: protein folding.